AAUUUUUCGAUAAACGACAUCAAGCUGCAUAAUCUGAUUAACAAAAGUCAUUUUAUUUUCUACAGAAUUUUACACGCAGACACACUGUCCCAGUGCUACCGCCAGCAAAUCGCCGAACAAGAGUCCCGCCACAACAGAGAAAUCAUAGAGUUACAGAGCCGCAUCGAAAAAUCCUCCAGCCCCGUCGAAACGCCGACGGUACUCCCCACCACGGCUAGGGAAGAAGGAGAGGGUUCGGAGAGUAUCGAAAGCAAUAAUCCCCCCAAGAUAUACCCGGUGCCCUUGGAAAGACUGCUCGGAUCGGAUUCUGAUCAGGAACUCGUCCAAACGAAGAAGCAGAUCGCCGAACAGGAGUCUAAACUCAUGCACUUGACGGCUCUGUUGUCCGAUACGGAGCAGGAUCUGGCGAAACACGUGCAGAUGAAUAA
Anoplophora glabripennis (Asian longhorned beetle) is the source of this 428-nucleotide messenger RNA. RefSeq lists its product as uncharacterized. The annotation marks the transcript as partial. The record is from RefSeq and is a predicted model, not a curated record. The transcript is spliced from 2 exons. Lineage: Eukaryota; Metazoa; Arthropoda; Insecta; Coleoptera; Cerambycidae.